Thunnus maccoyii (southern bluefin tuna) is the source of this 1702-nucleotide messenger RNA. RefSeq names its product ciliogenesis and planar polarity effector 2 (gene cplane2). NCBI's taxonomy places the organism in Eukaryota, Metazoa, Chordata, Actinopteri, Scombriformes, Scombridae. Gene Ontology annotation, molecular function: GTPase activity; GTP binding. The record is from RefSeq and is a predicted model, not a curated record. The transcript is spliced from 5 exons. Bases 631 to 1383 code for a protein of 250 amino acids.
GCACUUCAUGAACUAUUUUUAAAACUGUAUAGUCUAUGACUUGAACCAAACAAUAUUGCAAAUAGCCUACUACUGAAAAAAGUGCUUUUCUAUGAUACUUCUGUUACUAUGAUGUGAACUUUACGGCCAAAAAGCGGCGGACAGCACAGAAACCUGUAAAUAACUGUUUGAAUAAAUGCUGUUAAUACAUCAAUUGAAACGUUAUCAGCAUGUCUACUACAACUCUGUGAGGCUGAAUGUGUAAAGUGUUCUGAGAUUUGUAACUGCUGUGUUAGAUGUAGGCUUUUAGUUUUCGAAUAGGCGAAAGGCAGAUAAUGCGGUAAUUUACGACUUUUGGAAUAUCAUGAAGGCAACACCACUAACUAAAAGGACCGCCGGAAGUGACGAAAGCGGUUGUCAAGGGAUGUUUUAGUUUACGGAAGUAUCUGUCAGUUGGCUGCACUUUCAGACUUAAAAAAAUGCAAUUUACCGACCACAGUUGUUUUUAUUAAAGUGCGUUAUGGCCAGAAAUACCUUUUUUGCUGUAUUAUUAACAUAUUAACAUCGGUUUCAGAUUCACCGACUCUGUCUUGUUUUGUACAAAACGAGCUCAGUGUGAUGCUAAGCUAACUUAGCUUCACAACCAACACGAUGACCCAAGUGCCUCCUCCCGGUUCAAUCGUAGCAGCGGACUGGCAUCGAUGUAAAGACAGUAAAGAGUAUUUCAGCAAAAUCCUUCGCAAGAAGAGACGCAAGAACUUCGGCCUGUUGGAGUCUCCAGUGAUGCCCCCACAUGUAGCAGUGGACACAGUUCACUAUAAGAUCUUCAUCUCGGGCAAGAGUGGAGUCGGGAAAACGGCUCUUGCUGCACGUCUUGCAGGCCUGAAUAUUCCUAACAUGCACUAUGAAACCACAGGUAUUGAGACGACAGUGGUGUAUUGGCCUGUGAAGCUGAGAGAAAGCAGCAGAGUGCUUUUCUUCCGUCUGCAGCUGUGGGACUGUGGAGAAAACGCCUUACGGAGAUUUGACCAUUUACUUCCGUCCUGUAAGGAGCAGGUGGACGCCAUUCUCUUCCUGUUUUCCUUCACUGACAGGACAUCUUUUGAUGAUCUGUCAAAUCAAAUUGCGAAGUGGACUGAGCCAUCUGUGGGCCGAGUUGUGAAAUUGGUGGUUGGCACUAAAUUUGACCUUUUCAUGCACUGUGAUGUGACAGAGAGAGAUGUGAGAGACUUCCAGGAGACAUGGAGCUUACCGGUGCUGCGUACGGGUGGGGAGGUCAGUGACGGCCUGGGUGACGUAGCCCCGAUACUCAACUGCCUGGCAGAGAACCUGUGGCAUCAGGACUGUGUCACAGCUGGAUCAGCCAGCCACCACUCACAGCAGGAGACAGGGACUCUACUUUGAUCCUGAACAGGAUUUAAAAAAAAAAAAAAAGGAUGGAUGCUGCUGUUUAGAUCUGUUCUGUUUAAUGCAUCAUCACAGGCUUGAAGUCCCAUCACAUAUCAUCAGGGUGUUGAAUCAUGAUAUGAGAUGAAGUAUUAUGGUUGUAUGAAUGAGAUAGUGGUGUUAAGUUGUUCUACUGCCUGUCUUAAAGAUAAAAUAUUCUGUAUUUAUUAGGUCUAGUUGAAUGAAAUGAAUAGUGAACACUUCUGGUCAUCUAUGUCCAUAAAAUGUAAAUAAUGAUUGAAGUUAGUUUAAGUUUAAAGUCCCUCUUCAUUUGAAA